Messenger RNA from Aaosphaeria arxii CBS 175.79, 1197 nucleotides. RefSeq lists its product as uncharacterized. The transcript has 2 exons. Bases 290 to 1126 code for a protein of 278 amino acids. Lineage: Eukaryota; Fungi; Ascomycota; Dothideomycetes; Pleosporales. The record is from RefSeq and is a predicted model, not a curated record.
UAUGAUCUGGGUACCGAUUUCUAUACUUCCUACCUCAUCGAUCUCGUGUGAUGUUAGCAAAUUUUGAUCCCGGGAAAGGGCUCCCGGCUACCGCUAUCCCGUGCCAUUAUCCUGAUGCUCCUUCACCUGACCAGAGCUCGAGGGAGUGAAGUGGACUACUUCCACGUUCACUUCACGAGCAGGUCAAUGUGAACCUCCAGUGGUAAUAUGAAUUCAACAUUGUUCGAUCCUAUACUUCUCUUGCUAUUUCAUCCCCAGAAUUCUUUCCCGUCCCCCCGCGACCCUUGCGAUGACACCCUUGGCAUAUGAAGAGGACCUGGAGGUGUUACAGGGCAGGAUAUAUUAUAACAUGGUCUCCAACAUAGUGCAUCGCCCUAAAAAGGUGGGAGAUAACCUAUCACCACAACCUGCUAGCUCCGAAACUGUCAAGCUGCCAGUGCUACCGUCGAACCGAUUUCCCACGGAUGCACCACUCAAGCGUUCAACCCCAAGCAAAGCCGAAGACCGAAAAGCAAAGAAGGCCAAAGUACCCGAAAAGGUGCAACUGCAAGGAGAAAUCAGCGGACUUCUCGAAGAACUCGACCUUCUCAAGUGCAAGCUCACCAACAAGGAUGGCGACACUGACCACGAAGCCAUGGGAUACAACUUCUACGGGCGGAGGAAGCUCUGCGCCAUCAUCGAAGAGAACUGGGACGCCGACCUGACCACCUUCUUCCGCAAUGAUGCUAGGGGUAUCGAUAUCCAUCCUCGCAUCCCGCCGACGAAAGAGCACGAUCUAUCCGCUUUCACGAAGAGACGGCUCGCAAGGGAGGGCGAAUCGGUGACGGAAUUCCUGGAGAGGAUGAACGAUGCUCCUAAGAACCCGCUCGAUUUCGGUUUCGACAUACUGUCUCAUCUUGCUGUUGUCAGUGAGUUCACGGAGGGCUUGGGGGACGGGAUGCGUCAGUUGCUCUUCGAAGCUGUGCAGACUCGCAAAGCGCAAUACCGAGCACGCAACACUGGUGAAAUGCUCAUUCUGGAUGUGAAAAAGGUCAUCAAUGACCUUGUUCAAGAAGCCGAGCAAUCAAAUGAGAAAUUAUCCAAUAGCGAUGACGGUUGGACCUCAGUUUGCAGUUGCGAGGAGUGAAGGGAUGUGUAUAAUUUGGAGUUUUCAGUGGCGUUAACGGGGAUUUCUCUGGAUUGGUUGAUACCCUAAGC